AUGCCGAGGCCUCACAAGCGUGAAGCUCCAGACUUGAUGAAAUAUCAAGUAGUGAAAAAGCAAAGAAAUAAUCGUAAUUUGGGUUCAGAGUGUUCCACCACUCUGAAACAAAGGAGAACUCAUCUAGCUGGUUGGGUUUUCAACCAACCUGCGUCCAGACAAGCAUGCUUGUCAGAACACUUGUCAUUAUCCCAAAUGAGCAAUCCGGAUCUAGAUUCUGAUGGGGCUACAAGUGGUUUGGACAAUGAAAACUCAUGCCUUAGUUCUCAGCACACACCUGCUGCCACAGAUGAUGUUGCUCUCCAAGGAUGUCCAGUUUUUGAUGUACAACAGUCGCCAAAGAAGGCUCUCCGAGCGGCAAUGAUGAAGAAACGGUUUGCUGAAACUAUUUUGAAAGCACAAAAGAAUACACUUUUUGACCAUGGUAAAGCAAAUCCUUUGAAGAUGCAGCAGGAAAAGGAAAGAUUUAAAAGUAUACAGCGUAAAGGUGAAUUAAGCAAUUCAAUAUUUUUUCCCUCCCUUGUAACCCCCCAUUUACCUGCAAAAAGUCAAGUGCAAUAUGAUAUAUAUGUUUGUAAGGAUCCCAAGGAGCAAGCACUUCACUUCGAUUUUGCAAGACAAGCUCUUGAUGUUAUAUGUAGUACAAUGGAUACUAUAUUUUCUUGUUGA
Messenger RNA from Corylus avellana, 669 nucleotides. RefSeq lists its product as uncharacterized. The record is from RefSeq and is a predicted model, not a curated record. NCBI's taxonomy places the organism in Eukaryota, Viridiplantae, Streptophyta, Magnoliopsida, Fagales, Betulaceae.